Vitis vinifera (wine grape) is the source of this 2102-nucleotide messenger RNA. Its product is annotated as putative wall-associated receptor kinase-like 16. NCBI's taxonomy places the organism in Eukaryota, Viridiplantae, Streptophyta, Magnoliopsida, Vitales, Vitaceae. Gene Ontology annotation, biological process: protein phosphorylation; cell surface receptor signaling pathway. Gene Ontology annotation, molecular function: ATP binding; calcium ion binding; protein serine/threonine kinase activity. Gene Ontology annotation, cellular component: plasma membrane. The transcript is spliced from 5 exons. The record is from RefSeq and is a predicted model, not a curated record. Bases 1 to 1851 code for a protein of 616 amino acids.
AUGGGGGUGCUGCGGCUGGUUUUGUGGUUAGCGACAGCGACUGCAGCAGCAACAACUGAAUCAUCAUCAGAUGAGAAAUGUGACUGGGACAAAGACUUUCUGCUGAAUUGCACUGCCACUGGAUUACUCCUUGGUGCCAACAUUCCUGUUGUGAGUGUAUCAGUGAAGGAGGCCACACUGGUUGUCACAAUUCAUCCGGCUUAUGACUGCUACAACGAGCUCGGGUUGGCUGAUUACUUCGACCAGGCGAUCGAACUGGUUGAAAACAGCUCAUUCACAUUCUCUGACUCCCGCAACAAAUUCACAGCUUUGGGUUGCGACACCAUGGCCUAUGUGAUGGGUCCUAAGGCGCAGCUCUUUGUGGAUCCCCCUGUGGUGCUUGACUGGGUAAUCAAAGGCAACUGCUCCAGACAUGACUGCGGCCAGAAAUCUAUAUGCAAAGACUCUAACACAACUCGCUCUGGAUAUCUUUGCUCCUGCGAACAAGGCUAUGCAGGGAACCCUUAUCUGCCCAACGGAUGCCAGGAUAUCAAUGAAUGCGAAGAUCCAAAAACUUACACAUGCCAAGGUACUUGCAAGAAUACAGCUGGGAACUACACUUGCAGCUGUCCACUGGGAAUGCAUGGGAAUGGUAAAGUGGCUUGUCAAGGAUUUCGUGUCACCACAUUUGCCGCAGUUAUUGGAGCGGUUGUUGUUGCUGUGGUUGCUUGUAUUUUAAUCUUCAUUGAAUGGAAGAAGCUGGCGAGACAUAAAAAUUUUAAGAAAAAUGGGGGUUUGCUCUUAAAGCGCCAGAGGAUAAAGCUCUUUACUGAGGCAGAAUUGAAGAAAGCAACCAACAAUUACGACCGCAGUCGGCUGCUUGGUCGAGGAGGUUCUGGACAUGUUUACAAAGGUAUUUUAGCGGAUGACGUCCAAGUUGCUGUGAAAAAGCCGGUAGAAGCGGACAAGAUUCAAAUAAACGAGCAGUUCCAACAUGAAAUUGACGUUGUUUCACAGGUCAACCAUGUCAAUGUGGUGAAGCUCUUGGGGCUAUGUCUAGAGACUCCAGUCACAAUGCUGGUUUAUGAAUUUGUGUCUAAUGGAACACUGUUUCAACAUAUCCAUGACCCGAAUUCAGAAAUCGUUCGCUCAUGGAAACUCCGGCUGAGGAUUGCUAUCGAGACUGCGGGAGCACUCAAGUAUCUUCAUUCUUUAGCUGAUCCCCCUGUCAUUCAUAGGGAUGUCAAAUCCACGAACAUACUUCUAGACAACAAACAUGCUGCUAAGGUAGCAGAUUUUGGAACUUCAGUGCUGAUUCCGCUGGAUCAAACUGCCAUAAACACAAAAAUAGCAGGGACAUUGGGGUACUUGGAUCCUGAGUAUAUGCAAACCGGAAACUUAACUGCCAAGAGUGAUGUCUAUAGCUUUGGCGUUGUCGUCAUGGAGCUUUUAACGGGAUGGAAUCCAACUCCUGGUGGAAGGUCUGUGGAUGAUCCAAAUAGGAAUAUCAUUCAUGACUUUCUCUGCGCCGUGGAAACUAAUCGUCUCUCUGACAUUUUGAACAUUAGCAUUAAUGGUGAAGCUGAAAGGAAGCAGAUAGAAGGAGUUGCUGAGCUUGCAAAGAGAUGUCUAAGUGGGAGUGGAGUGGCAAGGCCAACAAUGCAACAAGUGGAAGACGAGCUCAAGGGCAUGCAACGAGAAGCUGAGAAUUUGUUGGCCGGUGAAAGUGAAACCGGGGAAGAGACCCAGAGCUUACUAAGUGAAAUAGAGGGCCGAUCCUCCGAAAAGGAUGAGUCCCAUUCCCAUACCCAUUACGUGACAGCCUUUGAUAUUCAACCACAAGAGGUUUCUGGCGUCAUUAUCUUUCCCUAGCCUGAAAUAAGGGAACCCUACUCUCACUCUCUGCAUCAUGAUCCAUGCAUCAUGCAUGCUAUGGUACCACCUUCUGUAUUCCUGUCAUGGUUUAUCCUGAGUCAUGAUUGUGGCAUAAGUUGUAUUAAACCUUUUGUGGUGUGUUCUUAUUAUAUGUUUAUAUUGUAUGGUAUUGUGUAUGAAAUUAGUAUCUACAAUUAUGUCUUGUGAAGAAUGAAUCCUCCGAGAAUCUCUCCUCAAUUUAUUUGAAA